Messenger RNA from Planococcus citri (citrus mealybug), 1288 nucleotides. RefSeq lists its product as uncharacterized. The transcript has 2 exons. The coding region runs from base 156 to 905 and encodes 249 amino acids. Lineage: Eukaryota; Metazoa; Arthropoda; Insecta; Hemiptera; Pseudococcidae. The record is from RefSeq and is a predicted model, not a curated record.
UUUCAAUCAAUUUCACAUACUUAAUUUCUUUUUCAACAUAUUGAGAAAUCUGUUUUGUGAAACUAAAAGUGUGUCAAAAUAAUAUUUGUGCUUACUUUCAACGUUCCAUCAUUCUCAGUUUAAAGGUACGCGGCAGAAGUAUUCAUCAGCGUUCAAUGAAGUACACAAUAUUACUUCCAUUGCUGUUCGUUUUGCAAAAUAUUGCAACUAAAGGAGCCAAAGAUGUCCUAGAAGGCAAAUACAAGAUCAACAUACCCGAACGUCCUGACACCAUUUUCCCACCAUUACAAAACUACAACAUAAAGUUGACCAAACACUGCCCAGAAACGGAUUGCACAGUAGAAGUUUCACGCCACCACAUCGUCCCCUUCAACAACCUCUCAACAUUCUAUAAUAAAUUGGUACAGAAAAGCGAAGCUUGGAAAUUACGAUCAUUCUUGACCAAAUUCGAUGAAAAAUUCGGUCAAUUUUACCGCCAGAAAGCGUUUAAUGAGGGAAAUAGAAACAAAUACGAUAGCACCAUCAAAAAUGUGCAUAAGUUAAUUCAGGGAUUAUACUAUAAUAAAAUCGUAUACGAUCCUAGCGCCAGAACUCCUGAAAAUUUCGACGAAUUCCAAGGAUAUUAUGCUUGGUUACCUGGAAAUUUAUUCAUUGGUCCUAAAAAACGUAGUGAUGAUCCGGGUAAAGAGUUUGAGAAAUAUGCCAAAGUUAUUGUAGGAGCUAGACGAUUUGAGAAUUUGAAAAAUGUGUACGAUUUAAUGCAAGCGUAUGUUGAUGGCAAAAAGGUAGAUUUUGGUAAGCUGUCGAAUGGAAUGAGAGAUAUUGCCAAUUUCUUAGAACCGCAAGCUUUGAAGAGCGGUGAUUGGGUGCGUAAUCAAGAUGGAAGCUAUAAAAUUAAAGUUUGAGGGAAUCGAAACCAAAAAUUCAAGGUGGCGAAGGUUUUAUUAAAAGAUAAUGUAGCAUAGUUACCUACCUAAUUAUCUACCAUUUAUUCUACCUACUUAUGGAAAUGAUCUAAUUUUAAUUUUAUCAAUGUUUCAAUCUUAGAACGAUGAACGAACAAUUGUAAUGAUUAUGUAAUUAUCUAGUAUUCUUAGAGCAUACAGAAUAGAAUAUUGAAUACGUUCUUGGAUGCAUUUUUUUCAACCUGUAAGUAAUUAUUGAACUUCAACCCCAUGUAUGUAUGUACCAUACCUAAUCUCUAAAUCCAUGUUUUCUGAGCAAAAUAAUUACUAUGCCAUGUUGAAUUUUUUCAGUAUUUUGCUAAUAAAAUGAGGUAUUUUGAUGA